CCCCUUUACUUCCAGCUGUGCAUUUUCUCGUCAUUGCGCCAGCGCUCACAUUUUUCUUAUUACUCAAUUGCGAGCCUGCCUUGGUCAACUCCUGCUCUCAGCAAUGGCGAUUAGGGUUUUCGCCUUCAUUCUUUUUCUUCUGUUAUCCUCUUCAUUCCUUCAAGUUACUAGAUGUGAAUCAGAAGCCGGAAAUGAUGUAAUUGAAAGUACUGAAGAAGAUCUUGGAAUUGUUGGUGAGGAUGUCCAAGAUUUUAGUGGUGGGGCUUUUGGUCCAGCUCCAGGAGUGGAAACGGUUUAUGUUUUCCCAAAAAACCCUUCUAGAGUUGUUCCAGCUGGGGAGGAGAGUGAACUUUUAGUUGGAAUGAAGAAUGAUGGGGAAUCAACUUUGACUGUUAUUUCAAUCCAAGCUACUCUUCAUCUUCCGUUUGACCACCGCUAUUUGGUUCAAAAUCUCUCUAUUCAGGGUUUUAACAAUGCAACAGUUCCCUCAUCUGCUCAAGCAGCAUUUCCAUACAUAUUUGGUGUCAGCAAAUUUUUGCAGGCAGGUUCUUUUGAUCUUGUUGGGAGCAUUGUUUAUGAAAUAGACCAGCAUCCCUACCAAAGCACAUUCUACAAUGGCACUAUUGAAGUGACUGAGCCUGGAGGUCUUCUCAGUGUGGAGUCCGUUUUCUUGUUUUGUCUUGGAGUUGGUCUUCUUGGCCUUUUUGGAUUCUGGAUCCAUGGUCAGAUCCAGCGCUUAUCAAAGAAAACUAAGAGGGCUCCAAAGGCAGCAAAGGUUGAAGUUGGAACUGGAACAAGAGAUGCUUCUAUGGAUGAAUGGCUGCAGGGAACGGCAUUUACCCAGUCACAAUCCAAAUCAAAGAAGAACUAAAAUGAGAGGAAAUUUCUAAGUUAGGUGGUUGAAUUUUGAGGAAAGCUGAAAAGCAGAUAUAGUUAUUUAGAUUCAAACAACCUACAUCAGUGUUGUAGCUCUACCUUGAAACCUUUUCCCAACGUUUGUUAAUGCCAACUGACUUGACCUUUGAGCUAGGAAAGAAACAAUUUUGUUAAACAACACCACUCAUUUGACAUUUCACUAUCUCAGUUUCGUUUGAUCUUAGUUAUACUUGCCUCUUUGAUUGA
This is a messenger RNA of Ipomoea nil (Japanese morning glory), 1122 nucleotides long. RefSeq names its product translocon-associated protein subunit alpha-like. The record is from RefSeq and is a predicted model, not a curated record. Bases 104 to 871 code for a protein of 255 amino acids. Gene Ontology annotation, cellular component: endoplasmic reticulum membrane; endoplasmic reticulum. NCBI's taxonomy places the organism in Eukaryota, Viridiplantae, Streptophyta, Magnoliopsida, Solanales, Convolvulaceae. The transcript is spliced from 8 exons.